Molecule: messenger RNA, 807 nt
Organism: Ipomoea nil (Japanese morning glory)
Lineage: Eukaryota; Viridiplantae; Streptophyta; Magnoliopsida; Solanales; Convolvulaceae
Product: E3 ubiquitin-protein ligase Praja-2-like
Exons: 1
Coding region: 1-807 (268 amino acids)
Source: RefSeq, a predicted model, not a curated record
AUGGAGAAGGGUAUUGACCUAUUUGCAUGUAGUUUUGCGGUUGGCUUAGGCUCGGUACGGCCACAUAAUCCCGACAACUAUGAUUCCGAUUCUGAUUCUGAUUCUGUUCUCAACAAUGAAGAAGUAGCAUAUCUUUCCGAUGAUGGUUCUGUUCUUGACAAUGAAGAAGUAGUGUAUCUUUCCGACGAUGGUUCUGUUCUUGACAAUGAAGAAGUAACAUAUCUUUCCAAUGAUGAUUCUAUUCUCAGUCAUGAAGAAGUAGCAUCCAAUGAUGAUUCUGUUAUCCACAAUGAAGAAGUAAUAAAUCUUUUGGACAAUAAUUCUGUUCUCGACAAUGAAGAAGUAACAUAUCUUUCCGACAAUGAUUCUGUUCUCGCCGAUGAAUUAGCAAAUUUUUCCGACGACGGUGGUGGUUCUGUUCUUGACUAUGAAGAAGUAACAUAUCUUUCUUACGAUGCGGAAGCAUAUCCUACCGAAAUUAUCUUAGUAUCCGGCGAGAAUUCCGGAGCAGAGGCAACGAGGGGCGUAGAUCAGAACAGGGAGGCGAUCAAGUCGUUGGAGAGGAAGAUAAUAGAGUACGAUGAGAGGGAUUGUGGCGGAGGAGACGGUGAUUGUUGCGUUAUUUGCUUGGAGGAGUUAACGGCGGGGACAGUGGUGGCUGUGAUGCCUUGUAACCAUUGUUCCUUUCACGACGGCUGCCUCUCAACUUGGCUGGAAAGAAGCCUUUGCUGUCCUCUCUGUCGCCGCAAGAUUCCCGGCUCGCCGCCGCCGGAGCCUUUCCAAGAGCAUGAUCAAUACAUAUCCUGA